CGACCCACAUAAAAACUAGUCAAGAUUCGUCUUCUUUUACACAAAUCCGCAAGUAUAAGACGCAAACACUCAUAGCCUAAACACAAACAUUGAGAUUCAUUUAUCACUAACCUUUCUCUCUCUCUUCUUACUUUAACAUUCUAUUCUAUCAUCUGAAUCUGAACUAUGAGCUGGUGGUGGUCCGGAGCUAUUGGCGCUGCCAAGAAGAAACAGGAUGAAGAUGAAGCACCAAGAGGCUUCCAAAACGUGGCCUUAGUGAUCGGCGUCACCGGCAUCGUUGGCAACAGUCUGGCUGAAAUUCUACCUCUAUCCGACACCCCCGGCGGAAGAUGGAAAGUCUACGGCGUUGCCCGCCGUCCACGACCCUCCUGGAACGAAGAUCACCCAGUCGAAUACAUCCAGUGCGACAUCACCGAUCCACAAGACUCCGAAACCAAACUCUCCGUUCUCACCGACGUCACACACAUCUUCUACGUCUGUUGGGCAAGCCGUCCCACCGAAGCAGAAAACUGCGAAGUUAACGGCUCUAUGUUACGCAACGUCCUCACCGCCGUCAUCCCAAACGCUCCGAACCUCCGCCAUGUCUCACUUCAAACCGGCGGAAAACACUACAAAGGCUCAUUUGAAUCCUUCGGCAAGAUCAAGGACCAUGAACCACCGUACACGGAGGAUAUGCCGCGUUUGGAUACUAACAAUUUUUAUUACACUCUGGAAGAUGUUUUGUUUGAAGAAACAGCGAAAAAGGAGGGUGUGAGUUGGUCUGUUCAUAGACCUCUUAUCAUCUUUGGUUUCUCACCUUACAGUAUGAUGAACAUUCUCGGAACUUUAUCUGUUUACGCUGCGAUUUGUAAACACGAGGGUGUUCCUUUGAGAUUUCCAGGAACGAAGUUAGCUUGGGAGAAUUACUACAUGGCUUCUGAUGCAGAUUUGAUAGCUGAGCAACAUAUUUGGGCUGCGGUGGAUCCUAAUGCAAAGAACGAAGCUUUUAACUGCAGCAACGGGGAUGUGUUCAGGUGGAAGCAGUUAUGGACAGUUUUGGCGGAACAGUUUGAGAUUGAGGAGUAUGGUUUCGACGAGGAAGGUCCUCGUUUGAGGUUGUCGGAGUUGAUGAAGGAUAAAGGUCCUGUUUGGGAUGAGAUUGUUGAGAAGCAUCAGCUUCAGCCUAAUAAGCUUGAACAAGUUGCUGAGUGGUGGUUUGCGGAUCUUAGUUUUGGAGGAACUGGGUUUACUGAUAGUAUGAACAAGUCGAAAGAGCAUGGGUUUUUUGGGUUCAGGAACACUAAGAAUUCUGUUAUCAAUUGGAUUGAGAAGACUAGAGCUUACAAGAUUGUGCCAUGAGUUGUGAUUUAGUAUUGUUAUGUUGAUUUGUUUUCUUAAAUUAUUGUUUUCUAGAAUAAGUAAAAUUGAGAGGGACAAUUGAGGUUUAAGAAAAGAGAUUGUCUGUAUUCACUAUCCUUAGCAGUCUAUCAUUUAUUUUAUGUGUGUGCUGUUUCUUUGCUGUGAUAAUAAUGUUGUUGUACUUGAGAUCAAUGUUGUCUUCUUACAAUAAAUAUUGUCGCAGCUGUUCAGUUCCA
Vicia villosa (hairy vetch) is the source of this 1574-nucleotide messenger RNA. RefSeq names its product (S)-8-oxocitronellyl enol synthase CYC2-like. The record is from RefSeq and is a predicted model, not a curated record. NCBI's taxonomy places the organism in Eukaryota, Viridiplantae, Streptophyta, Magnoliopsida, Fabales, Fabaceae. The coding region runs from base 166 to 1338 and encodes 390 amino acids. The transcript has 2 exons.